AUGCCAGCUUCCGCGCCCGUGUUCUCUACCCCGCUCACCAAGUUGUUCGGGAUCAACCACCCAGUCAUGCUGGCAGGCAUGAAUGUCGCGGCUGGUCCACGACUCGCUGCGGCUGUGACCAACGCAGGCGGUAUUGGCGUCAUUGGUGGGGUCCGCCAGAGCCCGAAGAUGCUUCAGGACAACAUCGACGAACUCAAGAGUCACCUUGAAGACAAGAACGCGCCGUUCGGCAUCGACCUGUUGAUCCCACAGGUCGGUGGCAAUGCCAGGAAGACGAACUACGACUACUCAAAUGGCCAGCUGCCGGAGCUGACGGAAGUCAUCAUCAAGAGCGGUGCCAAACUGUUUGUCUGCGCCGUCGGCGUGCCUCCGAAGGACAUGGUACAGAAGCUCCAUGCUGCCGGCGUCCUUGUCAUGAACAUGAUUGGUCACCCGAAGCAUGUCUCGAAGGCUCUCGCUCAAGGCGUCGACAUCAUCUGCGCCCAGGGUGGCGAGGGCGGUGGACAUACCGGCGAGACGCCCUUCUCAAUCCUCAUUCCUGCCGUCGUCGACCUCUGCAAGACCGCGAAGAGCCCCCUCACCGGCGAACCCAUCAUCGUCGUCGCUGCUGGGGGCAUUGCAGAUGGCCGCGGUCUGGCUGCUGCCCUCUCGUAUGGCGCUGCCGGCGUAUGGGUCGGCACGCGUUUUGUUGCCAGCGAGGAGGCGGGUGCGCCGAAGGUGCACAAGGAGUUCGUUCUCAGCGCGGGGUAUGACGACGUCACGCGCACAAUUAUCUACUCUGGCCGCCCCAUGCACGUCCGAAGGACGCCUUACGUCGCGAGCUGGGACAGCAGACAGCAGGAGAUCGCUGAGCUCACGGCUCAGGGAAAGAUUCCGCAUGAGGUGGAGCUCGAGAAGCACCCUGAGAAGUCCAUGGAAGGCCGUUCGUGGCUCAUGGGCAAGGUCGCGGGCUCUAUUCGCGACAUCAAACCAGCACGCGAGAUUGUCGAUGAGAUAGUGACGACGGCUGCGAAGAGCUUGCAGGGCGCAUCGAGCCUUAUUGUGACGAAGGCGAAGUUGUAG
Molecule: messenger RNA, 1062 nt
Organism: Dichomitus squalens LYAD-421 SS1
Lineage: Eukaryota; Fungi; Basidiomycota; Agaricomycetes; Polyporales; Polyporaceae
Product: 2-nitropropane dioxygenase
Exons: 7
Coding region: 1-1062 (353 amino acids)
Molecular function (GO): nitronate monooxygenase activity
Source: RefSeq, a predicted model, not a curated record